CCUCCUACUCGGCGACGAUCUCUCUCUCAUCCGCCCCCUCUUGAAUCCUCAGAGCACCUCUAUCUGAAAUCCAGGGCUCAUAUGUCGAUGACGGCGCGGAACUAUCUGGCCUGCAUGAACUGCCGGAGGCGACGCGUCAAGUGCGUGAACGACGGGGACUGGGAACGAUCCUGCGAGAACUGUGUCCGGCGCCACGAGGGAUGUGUCUAUAAGACGAUAAGAGAGCAGGAGGAAGAGGAGGGCCGCGCCAAUCAGUCUAUCUACCCGACCAAUUCGCUGCAGCAGCAGUACUGGACGAACGGCGCGCAGCCGAUCGUGCUCACGGGUUCGCAAUACCCUGCGCAGCGGCCCUCUCAUUCAAACCCGACUCAGCCGGAUCCUCGAUGGUCGGGAGCCAUCCCGCAGCACCCCAUCGGCGCCCCAACGAGCUACCCGUGGUCCCCAGAACCGUCGAUAUACCCGCCGCCAACGCAGUGGCCCGGCCAUCCCACGCUUGUCCCGACGCCAGAUUACGCAGCACCGAUCCCGGGCGUCCGCUGCAUCUGCCCGAUGAAUAUGCUUUGCUACUGUGGUGCAAGAACAUACAGAAGCUGAAACACAGCCAAUUGAACCACCCCCCAUCCCCCAUGUUGUCUAUUUUUGUCUCUUUCCAGUGCUCUCGGAUUGUCAUUUUUCAUCCAAUUAUCAUAUCAGGAACCUAAUUACCGCAUAUUGUAUAUUAGCUAUGUAUCGCAGAGUCCUGUUUAAAUUCUUUUGAGUAAAUUCCUUCCGCGUAUUCUUUCUUACACAACAAGAAUCUGAACAUUGAGCAAAUGUGAUCGUCCUGCAUCAAACGCGACAGUCACAUCAGUGACCCGCCGACUUCUUUUUCCCGCCAUGCCGGCAGACCUAUCCCAGCUGGCCCUCUCCCCAGCCGACCUGGACGAGCUCCGGCGGCUGGUCUCGCUUGGCAAGUCCAUGCAGCCCGACAUCGCGUGCGCGGCCCGGCAACGCGGGACGACAGGCACCCUCUCCGAACGCGUCGCCGCGCGGUGUGAGUUUGCGCACAUGGGAAUCAAGCUCCAAUCGGUGACCGGCUCGCCGCUCCUGGCGCCCGGGAUCUCCAAGGCACAAACACCGCCCGCAGUCGGGGGCAUGAUGCAUGCUUUGGCGCAGCUCGGGAAGAUCGUGGAGGUGGACUAUGGCAGGGAGCCUGGGAGUGCUGAUUUCGCGAUGCUCACGAAGCAUCUCAAACGCGUCCGCCAUCUGCUCCGCGUCUACUACGAUUUUCGCGUCGCCCGGCGCCAGCACGCCGAUCUCGUCUACUGCGACUGGGGCGCCAUGUCCGACGUCGGUAUCACCCUCCACCGCCUCGGCCUGCUCCUCCAGCUCGAUCCCCCGCGUCUCCGUGCCGCUAUGGCUCGUGGGGGCCCGCAGCUUGAGCAGCUCCUGUUAGAGGACGACAUGGACAUCGGCUCGUUCCGCAAGAUGGCGGUCGCAAUUCGGCAGCGCGUCGAUGCCGAUGUGGAGGCGGAGGACUCGGAUAGGGAGAUCGCCGGGGAGCUAGAGGACAAGGCCGAUGGCGAUCUCGCGGCCCAUGUGCUCUCGUGGUUCUACGGUGAUGUCACGGUCGGAUUCAUCAUCAUGGGCGGGACAAGCGGAGACGCCGCUGAGAAACGCUGGGCUUCCAAGGCUAUGAAGCGGCUUGUGCUGUGGUCAACCCAUCCAACCUAUCGAGCGACGCUGGGGGACGCAUUGACGGAUGCGAUGAGACCAAUCUACUGGAGCAAGCCGUUAUUGACAGAGUUCGGUCAGGCCGGUGGAUUGGCGGCCCUCUUUGGGGACUGGAUCAACAGUUCCUGCGCAUCCGUGUGCGAGGAAGCGCUCAAAACACUGCCUUCUGAGGCUUGGGAGAAUCAGAAACCUGCGUCUCUCCUCGCCAUCACUCGAGAAAUGCAAGGGAAGAUCAGUCACGAAACAACAGACAUUGCGUGCUCUGUCAUUUUCAUCAACGCCUGUCUCAACAUGUACAGCCUAUAUGGUCUGGCGCCGUUCGUCCAAGCAUCAAAAAAAGAAACGGACGACGACCCUGUUCUUUUCUACUACAUCCAGCACGUGAUCAAGCGGGAUAAACUUCCAAUGGAGACAGCCGCCGAAUGGGAGAAGCUGUUGAGAUCGUACGCGGAAAUGCCUCGCACAAUGGAGAAGCGGUACCAGUGGGCGAACUACUCCGUCGGCGCCAAAUGGGACUGCAUCGAAUUUUUCGGCUGUGAGGCCGAUGGGUGCCCAGAGCAACAGGCGCUCUUUGCGCUCAGAGAUGAGAGGGUUCGCGGUGUGCGCGAUGCACAGAUCGAGGAGCGUUUAGAGAAAUGGGGGACCAAGCCGAGGUCUUGCGCGGCCUGCGAGAGCGUGUCGUACUGCAGCCCAGCAUGCCAGAAAGCACAUUGGCCAACUCACAAACCUCAGUGUUUGAAGUUCCGCCGCAGAACGUAGACGGGCAUCUGUGGUCUGCGCGGAUUAGGAUAGAAACUUAGUUAUAUUUCUUUUUAGAAACAUUUGCAAGUACUGUAUCUUGACGGGAUCUUUUAAACAACCGGACACUGAGGUGAGAUACUCGAGCACUGAAAGCGUGUGGGGAAAUCAUAAUCCUGACGAUUGAUUUCAGGUCCGAAUCGGCCCGACCGAUGGGCUGUCUGCGCGCACUCGCGGCCCGGGCUUCCGAGUUCCAAGAUUUGCAUGCUCAAACUUGAGUCCAGGAGUCCUCGAGACGAAUUUCCAUUCUGUCAUAUAAAUUCGAUGGAGUGAUAUCCCUGGACACCCUCCAAGCUCAGGAAAUCCUACACGAACGAUUCCUUUAGUAUUUUCAUACAAGUCUCUGGGUUUUCGAACUUCCAUAGUCGCCAGGCAGCCGGCGCUGUUCAUCCUAUCAAGUCAUCCAAAAAGUCCUCCAUCUCAUCCAUUUCGCUUUUAACAGGAGGCAACGAUCCGUCUGGGAGCGGUAGUGGUGGGGCGAUCAUAGGCUGUAUCACGGCUUUCUUUAGUGGUACAACAGGUGCUCGACGCAGUUUAUCUGAUUUGGCCCGGAAUCUGGAUUUAAGCUCUGUGAAUUUGUCAAUGGGAUUUGGUCAAGAAAGAAGAUGGAGACCGGAUCGACGUCGUACCUCGUAGUGCGUCCGCAGCCUGCUUCUCUUCGGACAGAACCUGUAACGAGUCGUCCCACACGAUUUCCUGAGCCUUGCCUUUCCAAUUUGGCAGGAAAUUUGUGCUGCGAGCGGGCAUGGAGGAUAUGUGGUCCAGAGAGUGAUCUACGUCAUCCUCGUCGUCUUCAUGCUGCCGAUCCGAAGACCCUAGGGUGGGUGCCCGCGGGUCUUCAAGUCGCUGCCGCUCCAAAAACGAUGACAGAUCGACUUCAGGCUCGACGAUCGGCUCGCCUGGUACAAGGAUGAGCUGGUUUAGCACCAAGAACAGGAGUGCGCCCCACCGUCCGAGUCCAGCUCGGGUUCCUCCUCCUUAUACCGAUCCGCAUUCGUCCCGAGUCCUCUCCGCCCGUACUUCCUCCUCAGCUCCGCCUCCCGCUCCUCUCUCUCCCUCCGCGCAUCCUCAUCCUCUUCACAGUCCGCCGUUGCGUACCGUGCACUGGGGCCCACUUCACCUUCGAGGAGCAGCCGGGGCGCGAAUUCGGCCGCACGGCCGCCUCCGCCACGCCCACGGCCCCGCGCUCGCAGGUAUUUGCCGAGCCCGCCUCUGGAUUUGCCGCGGCCUCUUCCUCGAGGUGCACCGGAGGUUUGCGAAACUGAAUCUGCCAUGUGCGAUGACGGACUCGGAGAAGAAGGAUGUGACAUCACGCGUCACUUGCAUCUUCUCUUCGGACUACAGCUGGCUCUGACGAUCAGCGCUGUAUUAUUAUAGGCAUAUGGACAAGUUGCGGAGACGAUUCAUGGCGCAAGUGAUACUGAUAUAUAUCUACUCGCUCUUGAACGAUUGUCCGAGAGAGGAGACCUUGUCUCACUUUUCUUCCGCGCUCGAUAUAAACAUGGCCAAGGGAACAUCUCCUGACGCUAAACGGUCUUGUUCUCUCCCGCUAUCCUAUCUGCGUCGUGCUCUUAUCUCUGCUUCGAUAUCCUAUCGCUUUCUUACAUGCCGUCUUCAUCAUCCCGAUCGUCUGUGACGGCCUCAUCGACGCUCCCAGACCUCACCGGCGAGACAGUGGAAAACGGACGACUCCUUCUCCUCAGCCUCCUGGGAUCGGGUGCUUACGGCAAGGUCUACAAAGCGCUCGAUACAUCCUCACCGACGAACGCACCGGCGUAUUACGCAGUCAAGUGCAUGCCGCAGUACGAGCCGGACUCGCGGGGCCAGAAGAUGGUCGCGAACGAGCUGCAUUUGCACCGCAUCGGCGCGAUGCACCCGAGAAUCAUCGCCUUUCACAGGGUCUUCACCAUGGUCGAACCCGCGCCCCUGGUGUUCGUCGUCCUUGACUUUUGUGACGGGGGCGACUUCUUCACCGCCAUGGUCGAUCGGGGGCUGUAUUCCGGCAAACCGCACAUCAUCAAGGUCGUAUUUGGGCAAAUCCUGGACGGGGUGGAGUUUCUGCAUCGGAUGGGCAUCUACCAUCGGGAUUUGAAACCGGAGAAUAUUCUGUGUGGAGAUUCAGAAACGGGGCUGGAUAUUCGGCUGGCGGACUUUGGGCUGUCGACGCAGAAAAGUGUCUCGUUCCAAUUCGGAUGCGGGAGCCGGUUUUAUAUGAGUCCUGAGUCCAUCAACGGUUCCCGCAAUCUAGGUUACUCGCCCCGAGACAGUGACAUGUGGGCCCUCUCUGUCGUUUUCACCAACCUUAUCACUGGUCGCCAUCCCUGGUUCAGCGCGGAAGAUACUGAUGCUGGUUACACUGCCUAUCGUCUGGAUAAUACCUAUCUCCUGCGCGCGCUGAAAAUUUCACAUUCGGCGUUCGACCUACUCCGCAGUUGCUUUCACGAGGAUCCGCGUCAGCGGCCGGACAUUCCCGCACUCCGGAAAGCCGUGGUCGAAAUGGACUAUUUCACGAUGGAGGAUGAGUGUAGCGGAAGAACUUCCAAGAUUCCUGUCUUGGGUCAUACGAUGGUGGAUGCCAACCCGCUGGGAUCCGCUGGUCUCGAAUCGGCGUGCGACGAGACGACACCACGACAGGCCGACGCCAGCCGCCUCCACGCGCCAUCCGAGCUCAGUCCUGUUCUCAGCAGUCGUUGUGAGUCGAUGAUCAACGGAUUGUCGUCCAUGAUACUUUCGUCCACCACUUCCCACUCGUCCUUGCGGUCGUCUGAGAAUGCCGCAUCAGACUCGAGCCUGCCGACAACACCCACAUCGAGUGUCGAAUCGAGCUCCUCCUCCGACGUCCUCGCUCAGCGACCCUCGCUCAAGCUCGACAUACAUGCACCGCUUGCCCUCCCACCCCGCGCCGUCCUGAAAGGCGUACCGUCCCGGCCUCUGCCUGCUCCACCAUUCGGAGAGGUCCAGCGAUUGCUCAUGCGUCCGCGGCCGUUGCCUUUGCCGCCCUUCUCAGCGACGAACGGGCUUACGCGAUCUGUCUUGUGCAGCUUCGCGGUUAUUCGGCCGGGCGAGAAACGGUCGAAACGAUAGAUCUGAACAAGAAGCUUGUAAAUGAUACGAACUCUGUGCAUUCGUAUGUAUUGAUACUAAAGCUCACACGAGUGAAUUCGGGAUACCAGAUUCAACAGCAGCGUCUGCACCACAUGCUCUAAGUCGACUUUUAUGCAACAAGGGCGACAGGCGCCAGGCACUUUAUCGUGAGGCAACUACAAACAGCUAAUCUGCAAGCGACAGUAAGCCCAUAAGAUUCCCUGCGGAACUGGGGAAUGGCUCAGAACGUCAAGUCGAUAGCAGUGUGGAAGAGCCCAGUCUGUUCGACAGAUGUGCGCCGAACAGUGUAAAAAAG
Molecule: messenger RNA, 5911 nt
Organism: Mycena citricolor
Lineage: Eukaryota; Fungi; Basidiomycota; Agaricomycetes; Agaricales; Mycenaceae
Source: the annotation of a GenBank genome assembly